Molecule: messenger RNA, 3788 nt
Organism: Medicago truncatula (barrel medic)
Lineage: Eukaryota; Viridiplantae; Streptophyta; Magnoliopsida; Fabales; Fabaceae
Product: exocyst complex component SEC8
Exons: 27
Coding region: 142-3348 (1068 amino acids)
Biological process (GO): exocytosis; Golgi to plasma membrane transport
Cellular component (GO): exocyst
Source: RefSeq, a predicted model, not a curated record
AAUGUGUUUGAUUAUUACCUACCAACCAUACUACUAGUCAAUAAAUUUACGUUCUUUUGAUUUUUCUUUUACUCACGCGUUCUUCGCCAUCUUCGUUCUCUUCUUCAUCACAGCUCAAUUACAUUGAAUUGAAGGCUGAAUAUGGGAGUUUUUGACGAGUUACCUUUGCCUCCAGAAAAAGCUUAUCUGAGAGAAGAAAUCUCUAGGAUCGAUGAGACUUGGACUGCUGCUCGUUUUGAUUCGUUACCUCAUGUUGUUCAUAUCUUAACAUCAAAAGAUCGUGAUGCUGCUGCCCAAUUUUUGAAGGAGCAAAGUGAUGUUAUUGAGGAGGUUGUGGAUGAAGUUGUACAAUCUUAUCAUACUGGUUUCAACAGAGCUAUCCAAAACUAUUCCCAGAUCUUGAGGCUUUUUAGUGAAUCCACUGAAAGUAUAGGUGUAUUGAAGGUAGAUUUGGCAGAGGCCAAGAAGCACCUUAGUGCCCGCAACAAGCAAUUGCAUCAAUUAUGGUAUCGAUCGGUCACAUUACGACACAUAAUCUCCUUAUUGGAUCAAAUCGAAGACAUUGCCAAGGUUCCAGCUCGUAUUGAGAAACUCAUUGCAGAGAAGCAAUAUUAUGCUGCAGUUCAAUUGCAUGUGCAAUCCAUUAUGAUGCUUGAGCGAGGUCUCCAAACUGUUGGGGCACUCCAAGAUGUCCGUUCUGAGUUAACAAAGUUGCGUGGAGUUCUCUUUUAUAAGAUUUUGGAGGAUUUACAUGCACAUUUAUACAACAAAGGUGAAUAUAGUGCCUCAGGCUCAACUAUGCUGGAAAAUGAUGACGACGUUCCCACCACCAUUUCUGUUGCACUUACUGCGCAUAGUUCACAACCUCUGUCUCGAAGAACAAGGUCACUAAAAGGUGACAAUCAGAAUGGCCUCCAGAUUGAUGGAUCUUAUAGGCCCGGACCUGUGGACAGAGGUUCUUUUGAUGGCAAUGAUGAGGAAGGCGCUCUGGAUUCAAGUGAAGAAGCUACUUUAGAUGGAGAUAUGGAAAACAUGAGAAUCAAUGGUAGUGAUGUCACAAAGGAUGCCAGUGGUGCUCUUUGUCAAAUGCCAACAUGGCUUUCGAAUUCGACACCUGAUGAAUUUCUUGAAACAAUUAGAAAGAGUGAUGCUCCACUUUAUGUGAAGUAUCUUCAGACCAUGGUUGAAUGUCUGUGUAUGCUUGGAAAAGUGUCAGCUGCUGGUGCUAUAAUCUGCCAAAGGUUACGACCAACAAUUCAUGAAAUUAUUACAUCCAAGAUUAAAGCCCAUGCAGACCUUUUGAAUUCAUCAAGGUCUAGCAUUGGUAAAGGUUCCCGAACUGGAACAGGUGAUCUACACUUCAUUAAAGGUCAACUAGAAAGCUACCAAUUGCCAAAACAGAAGCGUAAGAAUGGGAUAUCUAUUGCUGGGACUCUGUUGGCUGUUAGCCCCGUUUCCCCUCUCAUGGCUCCUGGCGGGAAAGCACAAGUUGCUGCAAAGGAUCUUCUUGAUUCAAUUUUGGAUGCUGUUGUUCGAAUAUUUGAGAACCAUGUUGUUGUUGGGGAGCUGUUGGAAGCAAAAGUCAGUCAGCAUGUUGACUUGAACACACCAAAAUCAGUGCCAGUAGAUGUGAGUUGGAACCCUGAUUCUGAAGCAUCUCAAGUCACAGGAGGUUACAGCAUAAGUUUCUCCUUGACAGUGUUACAGAGUGAAUGCCAACAACUUAUAUGUGAAAUUCUGCGGGCUACUCCAGAAGCUGCAUCUGCUGAUGCCGCUGUGCAAACAGCUAGACUUGCAAGCAAAGCCCCUUCGAAAGAGAAAAGGGAUGGAUCAGAAAAUGGUCUUACCUUCGCAUUUCGCUUCACUGAUGCUACAAUAUCUAUUCCUAAUCAGGGAGUUGAUCUUGUUCGCCAAGGAUGGAAUAGGAAGGGUCCCAAUGUGGUGCAGGAGGGUUAUGGCUCUGCAGCGGUUUUACCUGAGGAGGGCAUAUAUUUAGCAGCAUCAAUAUACCGACCUGUGCUUCAGUUCACAGAUAAAGUUGCUUCAAUUCUGCCAACGAAGUAUUCCCAACUUAGCAAUGAUGGGUUGCUAGCUUUUGUGGAGAACUUUGUAAAGGACCACUUUUUACCAACUAUGUUUGUGGACUACCGAAAAGGCGUACAACAAGCCAUAUCAAGUCCGGCUGCAUUUCGUCCAAGAGCACACGUGGUUACUACUUAUACCUCGUCAAUUGAAAAGGGCCGGCCUGUAUUACAAGGAUUAUUGGCUAUUGAUUACUUGACAAAAGAGGUGCUUGGCUGGGCACAAGCAAUGCCCAAAUUUGCUAAUGAUCUUGUGAAGUAUGUGCAAACUUUUCUGGAGAGGACUUAUGAAAGAUGCCGGACUUCAUACAUGGAGGCUGUUCUUGAAAAGCAGAGUUACAUGCUUAUUGGGAGGCAUGAUAUUGAGAAAUUGAUGAGGCUUGACCCCUCAAGUGGAUAUUUACCAAAUCUGCAAGGUCCUUUUAAUUUGGAAAGCAAUUCCUAUGACACUGAAACAAUUGAGGCUGAACUGGAGCUAAGUGAAUUACUGCUAAACUUGCGUCCUAUUAAGCAGGAAAACCUAAUCCACGAUGACAAUAAACUUAUUUUGUUGGCAUCCCUUAGUGACUCACUGGAGUAUGUUGCAGACUCUGUUGAAAGGCUUGGACAGACUACUCAAAGAGCAACAAAUCAUAUUGGAGGAAAGCAUCAUAGUCAUUCGGACAGUGAACCUACAAGGAGCCUAGCAUCAUUUGCUCGAGAUUAUAGAAAAUUGGCAAUUGACUGCCUUAAGGUUUUACGUAUAGAAAUGCAAUUGGAGACAAUAUUUCAUAUGCAGGAAAUGACAAAUACAGAAUACUUGGAUGACCAAGAUGCUGAAGAACCAGACGACUUCAUCAUCUCUCUCACUGCACAGAUAACCCGAAGAGAUGAGGAAAUGGCUCCUUUUAUUUCAAAUGCAAAGCGGAAUUACAUAUUUGGUGGAAUUUGUGGGGUUGCAGCAAAUGCAUCUAUUAAGGCUUUGGCGGAUAUGAAGUCUAUUAAUCUUUUUGGUGUUCAGCAAAUAUGUCGAAACUCGAUUGCGUUGGAACAGGCAUUGGCUGCCAUCCCAUCCAUAAACAGCGAAGUAGUGCAACAAAGAUUGGACCGAGUACGCACCUACUUUGAACUCUUAAACAUGCCAUUUGAGGCCUUGCUUGCCUUCAUCACAGAACAUGUACACUUGUUUACUGCUGCAGAGUACGCCAACCUUUUGAAUGUUCUGGUCCCUGGGAGGGAGAUUCCUCCCGAUGCACAUGACCGAGUGUCCGAAAUAUUAUCCUUGUAGUGUGUUCAUUGUUUUAUGCCAGAGUUCAUUCUGGACAGCUUGGGUGCUCGCGUCAAUUAGGUUUCUGAAAAAUGAUGAUGCAACAACAAGCCGAUGCAGAUGUUUGAUUUUACCACAAGUUUCAACUGAUUACUAGUUGAAAGAUGGUUUGAUUCUGCGCUUGAUGAUGGCAAUGACACCCACACCCACCCCCACCCCUCCAUUUGUUUGUAAUGUAAUUAUAAUGUGAUGACAAUUUUGGUUGAUGCUUCUUUCCUUUUGGUCUCUCUCUCUCUCUCUCUCUCUCUCUCUGGGGUUGAGCACUUGUGUGAUGAAAAAGUUAAAUUCAUGUAUAUAUCAUGAAAAUUCUGAAAAUCAGCUGUGUAUGUUUUUCAUGCUAGAUAUAAUUUCCUUUCUGCAAAAAUGUGACCCUCUAUAAUUAAAAGUGAAAAUUUGUGCAA